Diversispora eburnea is the source of this 165-nucleotide messenger RNA. Lineage: Eukaryota; Fungi; Glomeromycota; Glomeromycetes; Diversisporales; Diversisporaceae. The record is from the annotation of a GenBank genome assembly.
AUGGAACAAAUUUAUCAAGAAUUUGAUCAAUAUGAUUUUGAGGAUGAUAUUAAUUUUCAGUCUGGAUUACCAUUAAUUCUUCAAUCUCGAUCUCAUGAAAAUAAAUCAAAAGAAGAAAUAGAUCAAAUUAUAAAAAAGGCAAAAUGGUUUUAUUUUUCAAAGUAA